GAUUAGCUAAAAAUAUUGGCCACAUUUCUUACACGCAUUUCGAUUGGUUCUAAAUAAGGUCAAAUUGAAAGUAAAGAUGUCUGCGCCCAUGGUACAGGCAAGAACUUCGGUUCUGCUGUUAGUUUUAAUCGGAUUAUGCUGUGUGGGGGCAGAUGAUGAGUUUGAAGGUGGAUCAAGAACAUUAAUCCUUGAACAUAGUUUUGAUUUGGGUUUAAAUCCUACAUUUUCCAAGAAAGGAACUGUAAUUUUGAAAUCAGUGAAGGGAAACAAAGCCUUUUUCUCUCAGAAUGCUCCAUUAACUGGUAGUGAACUAGACAAGCUGAAGAAAUUAGCCAGGAACAAUGACAUUUACAGAGUGAGGCUGCAGACAGGAUCAGGGUCAUCUGGUGAAGAGUAUGUCACUUCCUACGCACCAGCGUGUGGAAUCUUGGCCUCCAAUUUGUCUGAUCACAUCUGGAUUCACUUUGACCAAUCCGGUGAGGUGAUGGGUAUCUCUGUGGAAACGCCCUUGACGCUGUGUAGUGGUGUUGACAGCUUCUCACUACAGGAGUGGAACACCAGUGUAGAGGUGUCUCACACACUGCUGGGGCCCACGCCUGAUACGCAAAGUUACAUAGAAAAAUUAAAGCGAGAAGAACAAGAGAGAGCCAAAGGUCAACACGAAGACAAAAGGUCAUUUUUAGCCAAAUAUUGGAUGUACAUUGUCCCGAUCGUCCUGGUGAUGAUGUUGUCAGGAGGUGGAGAACAAGGUCAGGGUGGGGGCGGCGGAGGAGGAGGGGGAGGAAGUUAGUGAUCAUGUGACACAUACAUCACGUGACGGUUAACCUUUUAACACCAAUGUGAAAAUUACCAACAUGUUACUGGAAUUUUGUUUGCAGUAUUAGGGAACUGAAAUAUGGCAAUUGUUAAUUGAGGUCGAGUUAAAUUAUGACCAGUAGGUGAUCGUUUUUACAUUAGAGUUGUACUCUCUUUAUAAGGGAAAAGAAAAUCUAUCCAUUUGUUUCUUAAUGAUAUUCAAUGCCCCUUUAUGAUAAAUAUGAAAUUUAAAAAAAAUGUACAUCUCAUGAUGGCUAUGAACUUUCAUAAUGGCUGUAAACAAAAGCUUUAUUUGAUAAACAAAUUAAACACUGAUUAUAAUCAAGAAUUAGAUAAAUAUUGCAUGUAAAGAACAAUACAAUGUAUAAUAUUUGUAACAUUAAACAGUAUGUGCGUGUGUGUAUGAUGUACUUGUACAUGUGGAGUAGGUGGCUUUGGUGAUAUCACACAAACUGAAUGUAAAUGAGAAUAAUAGAUUUUGUGUUUAAAAGUGUUUUUUUCUGAAAUGGAAUCGAAAUACUGACCACUGUGUCAUCAAAUACAUGUAGUGCAUUCUUUAAAAGAAAAACUGUUCAGUAUUCCGAUUUCAUUUCAUUUUGUUAUAAUGUGUAUAACAUGUUGUAUUACAACAUUUAUUCACUUACGUAUCCCUUUCCUGCAAAGUAUUCAGAAAUUUUUCACAAGAUAAAAAUUUAAAGUUUUUCGAAAUUCAUACGACCAUUUUUAAUUUUUUUUUACCAGGAAAAUAUUGUAUCAUUUUGUAAUGGUGUUGUAAAGGAAUAAACGUGUCUUUAUUU
Messenger RNA from Saccostrea cuccullata (small rock oyster), 1613 nucleotides. RefSeq names its product ER membrane protein complex subunit 10-like. Gene Ontology annotation, cellular component: EMC complex. Lineage: Eukaryota; Metazoa; Mollusca; Bivalvia; Ostreida; Ostreidae. The transcript is spliced from 7 exons. The record is from RefSeq and is a predicted model, not a curated record. The coding region runs from base 77 to 790 and encodes 237 amino acids.